AAAUCAUAUGCACUAAAAUAUCAUCCCUUACUCUUUCUUUUCAUCUAAAAACAUUUACCUUGACUAAAAAAAAAGAAGCAAAAUCAAUAAUGGGAUACCUUGUAGACUCUAAAAGCAUGAAUGAGAUUAAUGGAGAUGAUGAAACCGAGCUUGGUUUGAGGGCAGUGAGGCUAGCCAACUACGUUACCUUCCCCAUGGUUUUCAAAGCCGCCAUUGAGCUUGGUGUCAUCGACGCUCUCUACUUAGCUGCUCGUGAUGACGUCAAUGGAUCAGGUUCGUUCCUCAAACCGUCUGAGAUAGCGUCUCGGCUUCCCACACAGCCUAGUAACCCUGAAGCACCGGUUUUGCUGGACCGUAUGCUUCGUUUACUCGCCAGUUACUCAAUGGUCAAGUGCCAGAUAGUAGAUGGUGAGAGGGUGUACAAAGCUGAGCCCAUUUGUAAGUAUUUUGUGAGAUACAAUGUUGAAGAAAUGGGGACACUUGCUUCUCAAUUCAUUAUUGCACACGAUAGUGUCUUCCUCAAUACAUGGUCACAGUUGAAAGAUGUGGUGUUAGAAGGAGGAGAUGCAUUUGCUCGUGCCAAUGGUGGGUUGAAGCUCUUUGAUUACAUGGGCACAGAUGAGAGACUAAGCAAACUCUUUAACCGGACCGGAUUCAGCGUUGGGAUUUUGCAAAAGUUUCUUGAAGUUUACAAAGGUUUUGAAGGAGUCAGUGUGUUGGUUGAUGUAGGAGGAGGAGUGGGAAACACAUUAGGUUUUGUUACUUCAAAGUAUCCAAAUAUUAAGGGUAUAAACUUUGAUCUAACUUGUGCUUUGACACAAGCACCUUCUUAUCCUAAUGUGGAGCAUGUGGCUGGAGAUAUGUUUGUUGAAAUCCCAAGAGGAGAUUCUAUCAUCUUGAAACGUAUUCUUCAUGACUGGACUGAUGAAGACUGUGGAAAGAUUCUCAAGAAUUGCUGGAAAGCGUUACCGGAGAAUGGGAAAGUGGUUGUCAUGGAACUAGUUGUUCCAGAUGAGGCAGAGAGUAAAGAUGUGCAGGCCAACAUUGCAUUUGAUAUGGAUCUGUUGAUGCUCACACAAUGCUCUGGAGGGAAAGAGAGGUCAAGAGGUGAGUAUGAAGCUAUGGCUGCUAAUUCUGGUUUUGCCAGUUGCAAGUUUGUGUGCCGUGCCUAUCAUUUAUGGGUCAUUGAGUUCUCUAAAUAAGAUUAAGUAAGAGUUGUUUAGCUGUUUCCUCUUUUGUGUUUUAAAUAAAGACUGUACUGUCUCAUGGUAAUAAAAGUUGUAUUGAUAUUGAGUUCACAUUUCAACUUAGAUCUUGAAUAAAUGAAAAAGAUGAUAUUGCAUGUGGUUUGGUUAGUACUUGUAACAUAAACAAUGUUGAUGUUCCUUGUUCUGUACGCAAUUCUUCACCUU
Messenger RNA from Eruca vesicaria subsp. sativa (arugula), 1412 nucleotides. NCBI's taxonomy places the organism in Eukaryota, Viridiplantae, Streptophyta, Magnoliopsida, Brassicales, Brassicaceae. The record is from the annotation of a GenBank genome assembly.